AUGCAGCAAUGGACCGCUACAAAUGCAGUACCGCUGCGGAGGCUCACUGCUACGCUGCGCAACGGGGCGCAACUUACUUGGUUCAACGCGGACGACGAGAAGGCAAUGGUUGCGUGCGCGUUGGACGGCGACGUUGAGCCCGUGGGCUCCGUCGUCUGGCCUGCAGGCGUCGCCGCGAUCUCUGCGCUUGAGCGGCUUUCGAACGCCCGGCGCGGCGGCCUCCGCGGGCUGUCCAUCCUCGAGCUCGGCGCGGGAACGGGUCUCACGGCCCUCGCCGCGGCGAAGUUCGGCGCGCGUGUCAUCGCCACGGACGCCUCGGAGCUGUGCCUCCGGUUGUUGCGGGCGGCCCGCGACGCGAAUCCGGAUCUUAGCUUCGCGGUCGAAAAGUUAGAUUUUUCCGACGCCGCCGCCGUCGAAGCGCUCGUGCGCGCGCGCGGCCCGUUCGACCUCGUCGUCGCGUGCGACACGUUCUAUUCGACGCCGCUGGCCAAGGCGACGGCGGGUGCGGUAGCCGCGAGCCGCGCAACGGCGCGACUCGUGCUCGACCCGUGCCGCCCGACGCGCUCGCAAUUCGUGGAUCAGCUCAAGCGCCUGGAGGCCGCGAGCUGGGACGGCGGCGCCGACGUCGCGUUCCGCCCUUUACCAAUCGACGCCGGUGCGGUCCGCUUCGACGGCGACGCGAGCGACGAGCAAUUCUCGUUCGACGGCGCCUACGCAGCCGGUUUCGGGCAGCUCCCGCCCGGCCCGUUGUUUCGAUGUUGUAUAAGUUAG
This is a messenger RNA of Pelagomonas calceolata, 771 nucleotides long. Lineage: Eukaryota; Pelagophyceae; Pelagomonadales; Pelagomonadaceae. The record is from the annotation of a GenBank genome assembly.